CUAGUUGCUUGAAUGUCAUCUUCCACGAUAUAUGUCGCAGUGCACGCUGGUGCAGGGCACCAUGACAAGAUUUCAGAGAAGUCAGUGAGGCAGGCGAUGAAGAGAGCGUGCACAGAGGCUCUUCGAGUAGCAUCACUACCAGGCACAGACCUCCUGUCUGUCGUCGAACGGGCUAUAGUCGAGUUGGAGGACGAUGAAAACCUCAACGCUGGAACUGGCUCUAACCUUACUCUUGACGGCACGGUCGAGUGCGACGCUGCUAUCAUGGACGGCAGGACUGGCGAUUUUGGCAGCGUCGGUGCAGUCCCAGGGGUCAAAAAUCCGAUCAAGUUAGCGAAGGCUAUACUGUAUCAUUCUCGCAAAUUAGACAAAUUGGGGCGUAUCCCUCCGGUGACACUUGUGUCGAGUGGUGCGCGCUCAUUUGCAGUGCAGAGUGGAGUGGAAACAGUAGACCCUGAGAGCAUGAUAUCCAAACGAGCAAAAGUGGACUGGCAAAAGUGGAUAGAAAGGUAUAACGAAGUACGGGAGGAAAUAAUUCCAAAAGCAAUAGCGUCACCGGUCGGUGCGAUUCAAGAUACGGUCGGCGCAGUUGCAUGGGACAAUUGUGGCAAUGUAGCAGCAGGCGUAUCCAGCGGUGGACUUCUUCUCAAGCACUCGGGACGUGUCGGAGAGGCAGCGAUAUUCGGUGCGGGUUGCUGGGCACAACAAUCAGCCGAUGGAAAAACGAGUGCAGCUUGCAGUAUAUCAGGUACUGGCGAGCAUAUCAUCAAAGCAGGUUUGGCACGUGUAAUUGGAGAUACCUUCCAUUUCGCCAAGAACCAGGAAGGAACAGACGUGCAUGACUUGCUUGUCAACGUGUUGACGGAACGGUUUUAUCGUCCAGCGGUUGGACAUGGAAUUCUUCGGCCGAAUGCAGGGGUGCUUUUGCUAACAACAGAGAGCGGGAAUUCUAAACCACGGUUAUGGUGUGCAUUUACAGCAGAAGGUAUGGCUAUCGCCUACGCCAGUUCUGAAAGGCCGACACCAAAGGUACGAAGUAACGACCACGAUACUUUCGCUCAUGAACAUUCCAUAGGCAACGAUCCUUCGACGGCCACACAUUAUCAACAGACCUGA
Messenger RNA from Pisolithus orientalis, 1116 nucleotides. Its product is annotated as nucleophile aminohydrolase. The coding region runs from base 13 to 1116 and encodes 367 amino acids. The record is from RefSeq and is a predicted model, not a curated record. NCBI's taxonomy places the organism in Eukaryota, Fungi, Basidiomycota, Agaricomycetes, Boletales, Pisolithaceae. Gene Ontology annotation, molecular function: threonine-type endopeptidase activity. Gene Ontology annotation, biological process: protein maturation. The transcript is spliced from 10 exons.